UCAUGUUUGCUGUUCCAGGGUGGUCUGUUUUUUCUUCGGAGCUUAAGCUUCAGAAGGAGACACCAGCAGCAAAAGAUGUGUCCAAGUCUCGGGAUACUGAUGGCUCAUCCAAGAAACGGAAGAGAGCGCCUGGUGCAGAUGACGAUGGUGGAAAGGUCACAAAAUCAAACGUGAACGAGAUGUGGAAGAGAUACAUUGAAGGGGAAAUACCAAAGCAAAAGAAAGCACGGCCGGAGAAGAAGGGUGAAGGCGAUGGAAAUAUAAAACCCGAUAUACCAGCCUCAAAGGGCAGCAAGAAAGCCAAAAAGCCGAAGAAGGAUAAGACAUCUAAAAGGGAGCAACAAACAGGGAGCAAUAUGACACCAUUAGGUAUCCGCGAACCAAGCACGGCUUCGCCCACCAUGACUUCCUCGCUUCCACCACCUCCUCCUCCUUUGCCAGAAAAUUCGAAACUUACUCCACUCCAGCAAUCUAUGCGGCAGAAGUUGAUUUCAGCUAGAUUUCGUCAUCUCAAUGAAACUCUUUAUACAACGCCGUCCACUGAGGCCAUGGAACUAUUCACGAAUAACCCUGAAAUGUUCGCUGAAUAUCACGCUGGUUUCUCACGCCAGGUUAAAGAGUCGUGGCCGUCUAACCCCGUGGAUGGAUACAUUAAUCUGGUACAAACUCGAGGCGAAGUUCGCCUCCAGCAUAAACGACAGGGGAAGAAACCAGCUCAAAGCAGCUCCAGCCUUCACCCUCUUCCAAGGAAGGCCCAGGGCCUCUGCACUAUUGCUGACAUGGGAUGUGGUGAUGCCCAGUUCGCCCGCGCUCUUUCAUCUUCAAAAAAGUCAAUGAAACUGAAGAUCCAUAGCUUUGACUUGCACGCCCCAGAUUCUGUGAUCACUAAAGCUGACAUCGCCAAUGUGCCACUUGAAGAUGGCAAGGUGGACGUCGUUAUAUUCUGCUUAAGUUUGAUGGGAACUAAUUGGGUAUCAUUUGUUGAGGAAGCGUGGCGUGUACUCAGAAGUGAUGGCUUGGGUGAAUGCUGGGUCAGCGAGGUAAAAAGCCGAUUCGGGAAGCCAAAUAAGCAAAAAUCGGCCAGGGGAUCCAUUGGCAAAGUUAAGAAGGACAAGUCUAAGAAGAAACAGAAAGGCGAUGAGGAGGAGGAAGACGCUGGCGAAGCUAUAUUCGUGGAGGAUCAGGUUAUAAAAGCGGAUGAUGACGAUCAAACAGAUAUCUCAGCCUUUGUGGAAGUCUUUGCUUCGAGAGGGUUCGUUCUGAAGCAGGAGAGCGUUGAUAAGUCCAACAAGAUGUUUGUGAAAAUGGAAUUCACUAAAUAUGGCGAGCCGAAGAAGGGCAAGUGGGCGAAUCCAAACGGCCCUGUCGAAAAGAAAACACUAUACAAGAAAUGGGGUGCUUCAUCAAUCCCCAGUGAUAUGGGGAUGACUGCCGAGGAGGAGAGCAAGGUGUUGAAGCCGUGUGUCUAUAAGUUACGAUAG
Trichophyton rubrum CBS 118892 is the source of this 1481-nucleotide messenger RNA. Its product is annotated as rRNA processing protein RRP8. NCBI's taxonomy places the organism in Eukaryota, Fungi, Ascomycota, Eurotiomycetes, Onygenales, Arthrodermataceae. Gene Ontology annotation, biological process: rRNA methylation; ribosomal large subunit biogenesis. Gene Ontology annotation, cellular component: nucleolus. The record is from RefSeq and is a predicted model, not a curated record. Gene Ontology annotation, molecular function: rRNA (adenine) methyltransferase activity. The annotation marks the transcript as partial. The transcript has a single exon.